UAUUCGGUUGUUUGUGCUACUUAGUUACACGUGAGAAAUACACGUGAAAGUAGAUUGUUGUCAAUUAAAAUUACUUUAAAGAAUUCAUUAUAUAUGAGAAACUAAAUAUAAACUUAGAAGUUUUCAUAUGUUUUAUCAACAUGAAGAAUAAGCCAAUUCGUCAUAAAGAAACAAAUACAUUUCAAUUUAAAACAUUUACCGAAAGAGUAAAUGAAAUCGACGUCGAUGUAUUUCACCGUGUUGCACAUCGAAACGAGGAGAACGAUGAAGAAAUCGAAACGUAUUUUCAUCAAACACUUCAGAAAUGGAAUUAUCUUAACCUUACUGAAGGUUACUGCAGCUUUAAAAAGAAAGUUCGUGAUAUCGUAACGCUUCCACAAUUGGUUAAUCAAAAGCAGUUUGUAGUAGAUACAUUGAUAGAAUAUUUAGCAAAGAAAGAUGUUUUGUUUCUACAACCGAUCUUAGAAUUAGUUGUUGCUAUGUCUAAAGACCUACAAAAGGAUUUUUAUGAAUAUUUCCCUAGAUUUUUAACUGUUAUCAUUGAGUUAUUAAAAACAAAAGACAUAGAACAAAUAGAAUACACAUUCACAUCAUUAGCUUAUUUAUUUAAAUUUUUAUGGAAAUAUCUGGUUAAAAAUGUAAAAACUGUACUUGAUCUGUUGCUACCAUUGUUGGCAGAUACACAGCCAACUUAUAUAAACAACUUUGCAGCUGAAAGUUUUGCAUUUGUGGUACGUAAGAUAAAAGAUAAAGAUUCUUUCUUAAAGACAGUAUUGCAUAUAUUGAUAGGUAAUCCAAAUAUAAUACCAGGAUGUGGUAAAUUAUUGUUUGAAGUAAUAUCUGGUAUACCAGGACAAUUUCAUUCAUGUGCAGAACAAAUGCUUUUAUUAUACUUCAAUGGAUUGAAUAAUGAUUCUCUCAAUCAAAGUUUAAUGUUUAAAUUAUUGAAGGAAAUUAUUAACUGUAUGCUACAAAGUAUACACUCACAGAAAUGCCAGGUACUUUGGUCUGUACUUUUAAAUGUCAUGGACAAAUCAAUUGAAGAAACUAAACAGUUUCAAUCAAAAAUUGGAAAAGAGAAAAGUCUGAUUCUUUUGAUGCAAUUGAUAAAUAUAAUUGUUAAUCAUAGAAAUGGAAAAAUGGUUAUAGAUCCUGUACCUCUGAUUAAAAAAUUGUCACAUAUUUUAGAUACUUUUGAAAAUGAAGACAAUGUGUUACGAGAAGUUAUAAAUGUAUCAGUUACUAUUCUUUUGGCAGCCAAUGUUAGAUUGAUGCAGGAAACAUCUAGCCAAAUAUUACUUAAAGUUAUGUCGGUGAAAAAUAUUCAACUAUUAUAUGGUGCUGUUGAAAGUUUAAUCCAUUAUUCAUCAUUCGAAACUUUGGUAUUGCCACAUAUAAUACGACAUAGCAUUUUCAUUGGUUUUAAUGAUGAUACUUUACAACUGUUUACAAAGAUAGUUAAUGCAAAAGUUCCUUUAUGUCUCAAUGGUAUCAAUUUAAACAAAUGGACAAAAUACAUCUUAGAUAUAAGAGGUGUAAAAUCUGAUAGUAUUAACUACUUCCAGAAGGAGUUAGAAGUUUUAUUGGAUAAUAGUAUAUCAACAAAUGCAUUAAAAAUGUUAAUUAUUUUGCCACAUCUGAAGCCUAUACCAGCAGAAUUUAAGGAUAUUUUAAAAAGGGGAAUAUUAUCUUUAUAUAAACGGAUAUUAAACGAUACCAAUACAGAAACUGAAAUGAUCAAAUUAUGUUUGACAUUCUUAAUAUCUUUAGAAUCCGCAAUUCACAUAUUGGAAUCAGAAACUUUGCAUCAGUUUAUGGAAGAGAAUGAUAUAAAAGUAUUAGAUCUUAUUAUCAAAUAUCCUGAUAAUAAAUUCAUUUUAAAUGCUGUAGAUUUAUGUGUAACAUAUUUUAGCACAUCACAAUACCGAGAAAUGUAUAUAAAUCGAACUGUGUUUGAAAACUUAAACAGUAGUAUUGCAGAAAAAUUGAGUUCACCCUUUAGUGAAAUUCGCUUAAUAGUAACUCAUUUAUAUCUUUUAUUCUCCAAUAUUAGUGAAGUAAAAUUGUCUAUUACGAAUGAGAAGAAGGAAACAGGUGUUAUGGAACAUAUGUAUUUAGCAGAAUGUGAACCUAUAUCAGUACAUAGUUAUCGAAGUAAAUUGCUGCAUUUACAAGCAUUGUCAUAUGAAAAUGAAGCAAUGAUAAAUUUAGAUCUGAAGUAUUAUGAACUUCCAUUACGAUAUUUACUAGGAAAUCUGUAUAUAAAUUUUUCUUUACUUUGGGAACCUAUAAGUAAGAUCAUAGCUACUUUUGCAAUCAGGGAAUAUGAACAGUUUUGGCCUAUAUUUUUAACUGAAUUAAAAUGUAAUCAUGAAGUAACUGUAGACUAUAAACCAUUAUUUGAAUGUACAGUUAUUUCUGCAAUAGAAAAUGCUGUGCAAAAAUGCAGUGACAAACCAGACUAUGAAAAUCAUAAAAUUCUUUUAUGGAAAUGUAUGACAAAUUUUUCACAUUUCUGUGAGAUGAAGAAUAGAGAUAUAACAGGACUAUUCAUUGAUUUUGUAAAUCACAACUUUUUUAAGUCAAAUUCUGAAGAUGCAAGAUGUUGCAGUAUCUUAAAAGGUCAAGAAUCAAUUGUUUCUAAUAACAACAUGGAAAUUGAUGAAGAAAAUGAAAGUGAUAACGAAUCUGCAGAAAAUCAAGAAAAUGAGAAAGAGGAAAAAGAAAAAAAGGAAGCUACUAUUUCUACAGAUACAAAAAUGAAACAAAUAGAUAUGGAGUCUAGACAGAUAAAUAAGAUUGUAAUAAGUAAGAAUUAUAAAGUGAAGCUUUUACUUGCUCAACUUGAAGUAUUUGAAAAGAUAACAAAUCCAAGAACAUUAUAUAGGGAAUCAGAGAUGCAGAACAUUUAUUUAGACUUGCUGUCAUCAAAAGUUCCUGACAUUCAAAAGGGUGCUUUAAAUUGUCUUCUCACUUAUAAACAGAAAUAUUUAAUACCUUAUAAGGAAAAUUUGCUUAGUAUAAUUAAUGAAAAAAACAUGAAAAAUGAAUUGACACAUUUUAAAGUCGAUAAAGAAAGUAAUAUUAUACUGGAAGAACAUCGCAAUGAAUUUAUACCUAUAUUAAUGCGUAUAAUUUAUGCUAAAAUGAUUGCAAAAACAGGAAUGAGAACUGGUGGUAAAGCUGGAGGUACUUUAAAACGAAAAAUGAUCUUACGUUUUCUAUCUGGAAUUCAAGAGAAUGAAAUGAUCAUAUUUACCAACAUGGCAUUUAAGCCUUUCAAGAAAUAUAUGCUUGAAUUAGAUAAGAUGAAUGAUCAACAAAUUAACUUGAAACAACUUACACAAACUAUUAUUGAUACUGUAGAUUUGAGUAACAUUAUUCCACCUAAACGUUUGCAGAGUGCCACGAAUUUACUUGCAAUUUUAAUAGAACAAUUUGGUAGUAAGAUGGGAAAGAAAUUGUUACCCUACUUACUUGGUUUGGUAAUAUGCAUUCUGGCAGAAGUAACUGGAAUUUUACAGAAAUCAGAUCAAGUUCAUGUUGGAUUGUUACAAUCUAUUAAAAAUGUAAGAUCCACUUCCAUCUCAAUAUUAGCAAGGUUCUUUGGUCACUUUGAAGAUUAUGAAUGGAAUAAAUAUGAAAUAGAUGCCUUGUUUAAUGUAGCUGUAUUUCCAUGGUUAGAGAAAUUACCUAUAGAAGGUAUUCACAGUCCUACUCCAUUAUUGAGGUUGUUUAUGGCAUGGAGCCAGAACUCACGUUUUUAUCCGUUAUUUAUAAAAUAUCGCGAAGAUAAUAAAUCUGUUAGUUCUCUUCCUUACAUAAUGAAACUUUUAGUGGGUUCAAAAACUGAAACACCUGUUAUCAGUGCUAUUGUUGAAAUGAUUGAGAAAAUGGUAACACUACAAGACUACGGAAAGACAAAUGAAAAUGAUAUGGAAGUUGAUACACCUUUUGUUCCUUUAACACCUAUACUUAAUAAUUUAUCUGAAAUAAAUGAAGAAGCAUUAUCUAAUGGAGUUAAUUAUGGAUCUACUAUUCUUCUCCCACACGUGUUCAGUAUUUUACAAUAUAUUAAAAGUAAACUUGAAAAAUCAACCAAGGGAAUAAAUAAAUCAGAACUUGUGAUUUUAUCACGUAUUUCAGAAUUCGUGAAAGAUGCACAUGCAUGUGAUAUACUUCUUACUCUUACUUUACCAAUAUUGACUAAAAAAGCUGGAGCUGGAGAGGGAGAAGAAACGAUUAUUGAAUUGAUUACAACCACAAUAAACCUUGUAAAGCAAGUGAAGGAACCAACAACGCACAUGCGUGCAAUUCUACCUUUAUUAGGUGCAAUAUCUGCAAUUCCUGCUCGUAAACUCCUGUUGGAACUCUAUAAAACAAUUGUGGAAAAGUCUACAAACGAUUGUCAUGGGAUAUUAAUAAAAAAUUAUGAAUUAGUAAGUGCACUUAAUGCAUGGGAUCGCAGGUGGCUUGAUCAACCAGAUUUUCAAAAAAGAUUGGAUGCAUUUUCUGAAAUUAAUAAUGCAAUAGAAAAGGAUGAGAUUACGUUAGAGUUUGGCAUAGCUAUUAUUUAUAAUUGUUAUUACAUUCUUAAAAAUGAAGCAGAUCUAGCAUUAAGAGAUAAUGCAGGACAGUAUCUUAAGCUACUUGGUUGUAAAUUGGCACAGAAACAUAAAGAAAAUGUAGCAGAUAGACGUUAUUUAAUGGACAAUACAAUUUUACCACUUAUAAGAAAAGGGAUAACUAGCAAAAUUGAAAUCGUAAGGCUUCAAUCAAUAGCUUUUUUGGGACAUUUGGCUAUGGAAUGUUCAGACGUCCAUCCCGUCUUACGGGAUUUAUCUGUAUUAACUGAUAAGGCGGAUCCCGAAGUAGAUUUCUUUGAAAACAUGCAACAUUUGCAACUGCACAGGAGAGCUCGAGCAUUUCUUAAAUUUUGUAAUAUAGCAAAAACGUUGAAGAAGCCGUUCAAUCCGAGAACAUUAACACAGUUUGUCCUUCCUUUUGCUUCUUCAUAUCUAUGCAAUGAAGCUUUUAUUCAUAAAAAUAGUCUUAUCGAUGCUGCAAUAGGAACAGUUGGUACUAUAUGCAAACUUUUACCAUGGCAUCAAUAUGAGAUUAUUCUGAAACAUUACUUAGAAAAGCUAAGACAUUCUAUUGAAUUUCAGAAACAACUUGUUAGAGUCAUUGUUAGCAUUUUAGAUUCUUUCCAUUUUGAUUUGUCAAAAUAUAAAUUUGUAGAAGAAUCUUCAGUACUAAAAUAUAACAAAGAAAUUGAAAGGGAUCAUGAAAAAGAAAUAAUUUCUGAUGAAAAGAAAGAAGGAGAAAGUGUUGCAAAAGGUGAUGAUAAAAAUAAUGAAAAACAAGUAGAAGAGAAAUUAGAUGAAUCUUUAAAUUCUGAAAAUAUAGAUACUGUGGAAGAAACUGUAGGAAAAGUACGAAAUGAAACACAGAAAGAAGUACCUGUAAUGGAAAAACAGAUCAUUCUUUCACAGAAUGGAGCACGACGAGUCGUAUUUAGUAUAUCCAAGGAAUUGCUACCUCAACUCCAUUGUUCCAUUAUAGCGAGAACGAGUCGCGAAAGUAGUCACAAGAUUAACAAGAAAAGAAUUGCAAUAGAUAACGAGGAAGAAGAACUAAUGCGAGUUCCAAUUGCUCUUGCUUUUGUUAAAUUACUACAGAAAUUACCUGGACAUAUUUUAGAUGCUAAUUUACCAGGAAUCUUUAUGAAGUUAUGUACAUUCUUGAAAUCUCGUUUAGAAUCUGUACGACGUGUUACUCGAGAAAUAUUACAAAAAAUUAUGAUAACUCUUGGCCCGAAGUAUCUUCAUUAUCUUUUAAGAGAAAUGAAUACUUUAUUAACAAAAGGUUUUCAAGUUCAUGUUCUCGCGUUUACAGUACAAUCAGUAUUAGUAGCUCUGAAACCAUAUUUUCAGAAAUUUGAUAUCAAUGAAAAUCUUCAAAGUAUUUUAUCUGUAUGUAAAGUAGAUCUAUUUGGAUUAACAGCGGAAGAGAAAGAAGUAAUAGGAAUUGUGAAAAACGUAUCAGAAGCAAAAUCUACAAAAAGUUAUGACAUAUUUCAUAUAUUAGCACAAUAUAUUACUGAAUCAUGUUUGGUGGAUUUAAUCUUACCAUUAAAAGAAGUGCUUAUAAGAAGUCAUUCGCAUAAAACUUUGCAGAAGGUUGUGGAAUGUUUCAGAAACAUAGUACUAGGUUUAGCUGAUAAUAUCUUUAUACCAUUGGAACAAAUGUUAAUAUUCCUUUAUGGUGUAAUUUCUGAAAGUAUUCCUGAGUUUAAGUCUGAGAAGAAUGAUAAAGAAUUAACAGAAAAGGAAGUAGAAAUACUCAGUAGACAGAAACCAGAUUGCUUUAUUAUACCUCCAGAACCAAAAAAUAAAAUGGGCAUAAAGGCUACUUCAAAAACUUCAAAGAACACCAAUGUUCACAUUAUCAUAGAAUUUGGUUUAAAACUUUUCCAUAUUCUGUUAAAAAGAGACAAAAUAUCUAAUACAGAAUUUAAGUCCCUGAUAGAUCCAUUUGUACCACACAUCAGUGAAUGCAUAAAAUCUCAACAUGUGAAGCUAAGCACGUUAGCUUUACAGUGUUUAAACUGGUUGCUUAAAAUGGAUUUGCUUUCAAUACAAGAAACAAUUUCUGAUAUUUGUUCAUCUAUCUUUAUUAUCUUGCAUAAAUAUGCUGCAGCUGGCCUAAGUAAAGGAGAUAAUUUUGAUUUAGUGAUGGCUGGUUUUAAAUGUAUGUCUGUAAUUGUUCGUGAUGUGAAACAGUAUGUAAUUAGUAUAGAUCAGUUGAAAGCCUUAAUUAUGUAUGCUGAACAAGAUAUGCACAACACUGAUAAGCAAGCAACAGCAUUUGGUUUAAUCAAAGCGAUAAUUGCUCGAAAAAUGAUUCUUCCUGAAAUGCAUAUCGUUAUGGAAAAAGUUGCUGCUUUAAGCAUUACUUCUGAACUAGAACACGUUAGAGUACAAUCUCGCUCCGUUUUUUAUUCUUAUCUGAUGGAAUAUCCUCUUGGUAAACAUUUACAGAAACAUAUAGCAUUUUAUUUGACGCAAGUUAGCUAUGAAAUGCAACCAGGUCGUCUUAGUGCUUUAGAGAUGAUUUACAGUAUUGUUACAGGAUUUCCAGUAAAAACUUUGGUCUUGAAGUCGGAUAUCAUUUUUAUAAUGGUGGGUGUAAGAUUGAUAAAUGAUGAUAAUCCAAUAUGUCGCAAGUUGUGCGCUAAAUGUAUUAAGGAAAUGAUUACACGUAUACCUUAUAAUAACAGAAGCAAACUUUUUGAUAUACUUGUAGCGUGGUUAAAAGAUCUUAAGGUAAUGCAUCGAACGUUGGGUGCUCAGUUAUGCGGUAUAUUUGUAACAGUAGAAAAGGACACUUUUAAGUCUCGUUUAGAUGAAAUAUUACCGCUUCUUUUGAAACAAUUUCAUGCAGAUUUUAAUGAUAGCAAUGAACCUGGUCGUUUCGUGAAGUUACAUACAGAAAAGGAAAUGCAAUUAAAGAAAGAGCAUUAUAUCAAAGAUCCAGAGAGAAUGAAAGAUCAUCAUAUGUUUCAAGUGUUGCAAUUGUUACUAAAAAUAUCGGCAAAUUGUACGGCAUUUCUCAAAAGUGAAGAAUAUAAAAAUGCUAUUCGUUCGUUUGCUGAAUAUAGUCAGUCCUUAUUGGCACAUCCUCAUACAUGGGUGCGUUUAGCAGCGUCUCAACUGAUCGGAUUUAUUUUAGCUGUUCAUGACGUUGAUAAAAUUAUAGACCUUUUAGAAAACCCUGAAAAAUGUGAAGCAGAAACCAGUUACAUGUAUUCCGAUCCUACUACCGUUAUAAAAAGUUUAAGUUUAGACCUAAUUGCGCAACUACAGCCUGAUAUGACGUUAGAAGAAUUAGCCGAUCAGACUGUUAAAAAUUUAAUUUUUAUCGCGAGAAUAUUAAAGUCUGUAAAACAGAUUAAUACUGCUACAGAUCAAGUCAAUGAAAUGAAAGAUAAAGAUAAGAACCAGUUAUCACUUCCUUGGCUUGUUCGAAGGCUGAGAAAGGCUGUAAAUAUAGAAAUAACCCAAGCUCCUAAGUCAAUAACAGUGCGGACUGCUUUCUUUAAGUGGGUUGGCGGUGUUGUGGCUACAAUACCCAUGGAAUAUUUAAAUGUGGUACUUUUUAAUAUUAUGUCACCAAUUGUGCGUGAAAUAUCUACUACAGAAGAAAAAAAUACCAUUUUAAGACGAUUAGCUAAAGAAGCGAGUGUGAUGAUUAAGAAACGAUUAGAUAGCGAAGAAUAUACUAGAUUAUUGAAUCGAAUACAACAGAAUUUGGAUAUUAAAAAAGCAGAAAGAAAGAUGAUGCGUACGCAGCAGUUUGUAACGGAUCCAGAAUUAGCUGCCAAACGUAAAAUUGCAAGACAACAGAAGAAAAAAGAAGCUAAAAAAAGGAGAUCUGACAGAGUGACAGGGAAGAAAAGAAUGAAAAAACGCGCAAGAAAAGAAGUCGAUUUGGAUAUCAUAUAAAUAUUUUAAAAAUAAUUGUUACCAUAAAACAUUUUGUCAAGAAAAUAUUUAUUUGUCAGGUUGAUGGUAUUUUUAGAAUAAUUGCAAAUCUAAUGUAUAUACAUAUGCAAUUUACGUCAUACUAUAUCUUUUUAAAAAUAGAUAAUAUGUAGAUUUUAUACAUAAAC
Messenger RNA from Bombus impatiens (common eastern bumble bee), 8674 nucleotides. RefSeq names its product small subunit processome component 20 homolog. Gene Ontology annotation, cellular component: nucleolus; small-subunit processome; 90S preribosome. The transcript is spliced from 11 exons. The coding region runs from base 141 to 8507 and encodes 2788 amino acids. The record is from RefSeq and is a predicted model, not a curated record. NCBI's taxonomy places the organism in Eukaryota, Metazoa, Arthropoda, Insecta, Hymenoptera, Apidae.